Cydia strobilella is the source of this 2347-nucleotide messenger RNA. RefSeq lists its product as uncharacterized. The transcript is spliced from 11 exons. Gene Ontology annotation, biological process: long-chain fatty acid metabolic process; fatty-acyl-CoA biosynthetic process. Lineage: Eukaryota; Metazoa; Arthropoda; Insecta; Lepidoptera; Tortricidae. The record is from RefSeq and is a predicted model, not a curated record. Bases 57 to 1649 code for a protein of 530 amino acids. Gene Ontology annotation, molecular function: long-chain fatty acid-CoA ligase activity.
GUGCAGCGACGCGGCGACCUGUUCAUACCGUUUUGUACAUAUUCCAAAACAGGAAAAUGUUACCUGCAGCUAAAGGCGCACAAGGCAUUUUUUACAGAAAGCACAAUUUCAGCUUUCCUGCUCACAUGAAUUACGGAAUUUACUUUAUUGAGAGGAUAUUAAAUUUUAAAGAGAAAAGAGCGCUGGUCAAUGGGGCAACGGGCGAGGAACUCACGUUUGGGCAGAUAGUACGCGAAGUGCUAAGCGUCGCUGCCUCUCUCGUGGGGCUCGGUAUCAGAAAAGGAGACUUGGUCGCAGUGGUUAGUGAGAACAGAAGUGAAGUUCUGACUACCAUCAUUGCAGCCAUGUGCGCCGGCGCGUCGGUCACUUUGAUCAACAGUGCUUAUACUGCAGGUGAAUUGCUACACACUACUAAUAUAACUAACCCAAAAUAUAUGUUUUUAUCGCCAACUGCGUAUAAGAAGCACCACGAAACGCUGAAAAAGCUAACAUUCGUUAGCAAAUUUUGUUUAUUUGGUGAUUCUUCAUCGAAAGAAAUUAUAAGUUACAACGAUCUCGCUAAUAAGGAAGCUGAUUUUACAAAUUUCUGUGACUAUUACGGUCGUGUGGAAGUGGCCCUUGUACUGUACUCGUCGGGCACAACGGGGCUACCCAAGGGCGCGAAGGUAACCCAUGCGAACCUAAUCGCCGUUUCCCAACAGCACGAUUUUUGUCCAGACAAGUCAGCACUUACACUUUCACCAUUGUGCAAUACUUUCGGCCUAAUAAUCACGUUGAAAACAUUAGUAAAUGGCAAAAUGGUCAUACUUCUUUCGAGAUUUAAAGAAAAGCAGUUUCUCGAAACUAUUCAAAAAUAUAAGGUUCAGUCAUUGAUGGCAGCUCCGCCAUUAGUAGUCUUAAUGAGCAAGUCAUCUUUAGUAGAUAAUUUUGAUUUACGUUCUGUGGAAAUCAUUUAUUCUGGUGGAGCGCCUCUAGACGAGAGUGUCAUCAAGGAAUUAGAAAAAAGGUUACCUAACCUACGUGUAUUACAAGGUUAUGGAUCGACUGAAACAACUGGACCAAUUACAGAGGAAACAGUGGCUGACCGUAGACAAGGCAGUAUCGGAAAAGCUGUUCAAGGAAUUGUUAUUAAGGUGGUGGACAUUGAAUCCAGAAAUGUACUGGGCCCAGGUGAGCCAGGUGAAGUGUGUGUCAAUGGCGUGAUACUCUUCGAUGGCUACAUCGGCAAGCCUAAAUCAGAAUAUUUUGAUGACGAUGGCUUUUAUAGAACUGGCGAUAUUGCUUACUACGACCAAGAUGGAUAUUUUUUCAUAAUUGGCAGGCUAAAGGAACUUAUCAAAUAUAAAGCGUGGCAGGUAUCUCCUGCAGAAAUAGAAGGAGUACUGCUAAAGCACCCAGCAGUGAAAGACGCCGGCGUGAUAGGCGCCCCUGACCCGCUUGCUGGAGAGCUACCGACCGCUUUUGUGGUCAAACAACCGGGGGCAGAAGUCACGGAAAAUGACAUUAUUGAAUUCGUGUCUUUAGAGGUAUCACCGUGGAAACGGUUGCGCGGGGGUGUGAGAUUCGUCAGCGAGAUACCAAAGACUGGGAGCGGUAAAAUACUUCGACGAGUAUUGCGUGACAUGUUGAAGGCCAAGAGCAAGAUAUAAUUCCAAAUGAAUAGUUAAUUUUUUUCUUAUCAUGUUUAUUGCUAAAGAUAACGGUCAGAUUUCAGCGGAGUUGAAUAUAGGUACAUAGUUAUUUGUUUUACAUGGGGGCAAAGUUGUUGUUAAACAAACUUUGCCAGCGAGUCAAACACAAAAAAUUUCACCACACCAAUGCGAGGAAAUUACUAACUGUAAAACAUUACAAAUUAAAUCCAAAUAAACGCUUUUUAAUAAUUAUCAUCAAAAAUCAUCACUUAAGUCAAUUCCUGGUGGAAAUUCCUGGUGGCGGUUUCCAAAAUGAGGAAACAAUCCAAAAGGCAUCUAAUUCCUUUGUCACUCUUGUGGAUAAAAUGUAAUUUAAGUAUGUCGUUUUAAAAUGAGAGUGUAACUUCCAUUGCAUGGGAGCGGCUUUUUGGCGGCGGGUGCUUGUGGCUGAGCGGAGAAAAAGGGCCAAGUACAGCUGUGUUGGCCAGGAAUAUAGUUUUACCCCUUUUGGUGUGGAAACACUCGGCCCGUGGGGUCCCGGUGCCCUGAAAUUUUUCGGAGCCUUAUCAAAGAGGCUGGUGGAUGUGACUGGGGACCGUAGGGCUGGCAGCUUCCUUGCACAGCGCAUUAGUAUUGCAAUUCAGCGGGGUAAUGCUGCCAGCAUCUACGGCACCUUGCCGAGGGGCGAAUUUUUAUUUUAGUUAAGGUUUAGGAUA